Molecule: messenger RNA, 3678 nt
Organism: Closterium sp. NIES-65
Lineage: Eukaryota; Viridiplantae; Streptophyta; Zygnematophyceae; Desmidiales; Closteriaceae
Source: the annotation of a GenBank genome assembly
AUGUAUGCUGUGACUGGUAGUGAUGAGGAUGACUGUUACCGGUGUUUCCCCGCCCGACCCGGCAUUGGUACUGCCGCGUCAUGUACUAGUGAGGCUGCUGCUCUAGGUGCCAGUGCGUCUGUGCUCUCAGGUGCUGGUGAGUCUGCCCUCUCAGGUACUUCGGCCGGUUGCGGUGUCCUGGCUGACCCCUCUGGGGGGCCUGUCCUGUCUCGCUUCUCCACUGUCCUCCCGUGUCCGGCGGCCCCCUCUGGCACCCUGACUGGUCUCUACCUCCCCUCGUUCUCGACGAACUUGGUGAGUGGUGCUGACCUCCAGGAUGCGGGUGUCCACCAGUUCACCCCUGCUCGUCAGCGGGUGACCCACUGCACGGAGGCGGAUACAGGUCGCCACCUGGCUACGUGUUUGCUGCAGCGUCCAGGUCUGGUCCUGAGUCUGCCCCUUGCUCGUGUCGUCGUCUGUCUCACGAGACCCUCCUCUGGCACCACCGCCUGGCCAACCCCUCUCUGCUUCGGCUCAGAGGCAUGGCCUCGCGAGUCCUUGUGUCUGGUCUUCCCCCGGUCUCUCCCUCCCCUUCCUCCGGGCCUGGCCCUACCUGUGUCCCCUGUGUCGAGGGGCGCCAGCGUGCUGCCCCUCACUCCUCCCAGUUUCCUCCGACAGAGGCCCCGUUGCAGACGCUUCACAUGGACGUGUGGGGCCCAGCCCGCGUCCGUGGACAGGGUCAGGAGCGCUACUUCCUUGCUGGUGGUUGACGACUACUCGCGUUACACCACAGUCUUCCCCUUGCGCAGCAAGGGUGAGGUCACUGCGGUGUUGAUCGACUGGAUCCGCGAAGCUCGUCUCCAGCUUCGGAGGAGCUUUGGCUCUGACUUCCCUGUUUUGCGUCUGCACUCGGACAGAGGCGGAGAGUUCUCCUCUGGCCUCCUGAGUGCCUACUGUCGUGCACGAGGCAUCCGUCAGACCUUCACGCUUCCGGACUCACCACAGCAGAAUGGGAUUGCUGAGCGCCGCAUUGGCAUGGUCAUGGACGUCGCUCGUACGUCCAUGAUGCAUGCGGCUGCUCCCCAUUUUCUGUGGCCGUUUGCGGUCAGGUACGCUGCGCACCAGAUCAACCAUCCACCCCAGGGUCUCUCGACCGGAGACCUCCCCAGCCCUGCUGUGGACGGGGAAGGUUGGCGAUGCUGUCGCGUUCCGGGUCUGGGGAUCUCGGGCUUUUACCACCCCACCUCUCGACGUGUUCUGUCCUCCCAGGACGUCACGUUCGACGAGUCGGUACCCUACUACCGCCUCUUCCCUACCGCACUCCGUCCCUCCCCCCACCCCCGCUCUUCCUGGUACCAGACGCGGUCCGAGCCUUUCGAGGUCACUGGUGACUCUGGUGCUGCUGCGGGAGCUGAGCCUGGGGGUACGGCAUCUGGGGGUGCUGAGCCUGGGGGUGCUGAGCCUGGGGUGCUGAGCCUGGGGGUGCUGAGCCUGGGGGUGCUGAGCCUGGGGGUGCUGAGCCUGGGGGUGCUGAGCCUUGGGGUGCUGUGCCUAGGGGUGCUGAGCCUGGGGGUGCUGCGUCUGGGGGUGCUGAGCCUGGAGGUGCCGAGCCUGGGGGUGCUGUGCCUGGGGGUGCUGAGCCUGGGGGUGCUGUGCCUGGGGGUGCUUCGUCUCGCCGGGAGCCACUCUCCCCGCAGGAGCUGCGUGAGUGGUUUGCCAGGCGCUGGAGGUAGUGCUGCUGGUGCUGGUGGUUCUUCGGCUGCAGAGGGUACUGCUGCCUCGCGUCCCGCCGGUGCUCGUACUGUGGGUGCUGGAGCUGCUGGGUCUGAGAGUUCUCCUGGAGCUGGUGCUACUGAGGGUGUUGGCGCUGAGCCUGCCGUUGGCGGUCCGACUGACAGUGCUCCUGGUGCUGCUGCUGGAGGUUCUGGCAGCUUCUGGUGGUGCUGCUGGAGGUGCUGCUGGAGUGGGUUACUCCUGCCGGGGCUGCUGCCACAGCUACAGCCUGCCUCCCCUUUGCCUGCUCCGUCUCCCGACCCUGGUCCGACUGGAGGUCUUACUGAGCGUCGUGAGCCUGCGUCUCGUCCUGGUCGCCUUCGGACUCGUCUUCGUGCUGCCAGUCCUACUGUCACGCGUCUCCUUGCUACAGCUGUCACUGACCCUUCCUUCGAGUCGUCUGCUGCGUCUGCCCUUGUCACUGAGCUUGUCGACUUUGCUGCGCGCUGUCGUCUAGACUACGCUGCCCGUCUUGUCACUGAGUCUGAGUCCGCCUGUCCUCCGUCCGUCGGGGACAUCCCGACUCCGCGCUCUUACGCGGAGGCGAUAGAGGGUCCCUACUCCUCUCAGUGGCAGGCAGCUAUGGAUGCAGAGAUGGCUUCCUGGAAGUCCACAGGCACCUACGUUGACGCUCUUCCCCCCCCUGGGGCGAACAUCGUCAGUGGCAUGUGGAUUUUCAGACCUUCUCCCCCCACCCCGAAGAUGACCACUCUUCGGGUCCUGCUGCACGUUGCUGCUCACCGUGACUACGAGCUGCACUCUCUCGACUUCAGCACAGCUUUCUUGCAGGGCAGCCUGCACGAGGAGAUCUGGCUGCGUCGCCCACCUGGCUUCACUGGGUCUUUCCCUCCUGGUACCCAGUGGAGUCUCCGGCGUCCAGUCUACGGUCUCCGCCAGGCGCCACGUGAGUGGCACGACACACUGAGGACUACGCUCGCGGCACUUGGGUUUGCUCCUUCUACUGCCGACCCGUCGCUGUUUCUGCGCACCGACACCUCUCUGCCGCCGUUCUACAUCCUCGUGUACGUCGACGACUUGGUCUUUGCCACAGCUGACACUGCUGGACUCGCCUACGUGAAAGCACGCCGCACCAUUACCCUGACUCAGUCACACAUGGUGCAGCAGGUCCUUCAGCGCUUCGGCUUCACGUACUCCUCGCCUCAGGCCACUCCUCUGCCUACUCGCCACUCGCUCUCAGCUCUGCCUUCGGAUGAGUCCGUAGAGUCGAGUGGCCCGUAUGCAGAGCUUGUUGGCUGCCUCAUGUACCUGAUGACCUGCACACGACCUGACCUUGCAUACCCUCUUAGCAUUCUCGCACGCUAUGUUGCUCCUGGGAGACACCGACCAGAGCACAUGGCUGCAGCGAAGAGGGUGUUGCGCUACUUGUGCAGUACGUCGGGCAUGGGGCUAGUGCUUGGAGGGCGCAGUCCAGUGGUCCUCACUGGGCACGCGGACGCUUCUUGGGCUGACGACCAGGCUACGCAGCGGUCGUCACAGGGUUACACCUUCAGCCUUGGUUCCGGCUCUGUUUCGUGGCGGGCUACCCGCUCGUCUUCUGUUCUCGGCUCCAGUUGUGAGGCUGAGAUCUACGCCGGGGCUAUGGCUGCAGAGGAGUUACGCUGGCUCACCUACCUGUUGACCGACCUUGGAGAGCAGCCUCGUUCUCCUCCAGUCCUGUACGUAGACAACAAGGCCAUGCUGGCCUUGUGUCGAGAGCAGAGACUGGAGCACAGAACGAAGCACAUUGCUCUCCGCUACUUUCUUGCUCGUGAGCUACAGCAGCGUGGACAGUUGCGACUUGCGUACGUGGCCUCUGAGGCCAACACUGCUGAUGUCUUCACCAAGGCACUUGCGCCUUGUGAUCAUCAGCGUUGUUGCACGCAGUUGGGUCUUGUGCCUGUCUUGCCUCACUUGCUCUCCUCUUGA